Molecule: messenger RNA, 1086 nt
Organism: Oldenlandia corymbosa var. corymbosa
Lineage: Eukaryota; Viridiplantae; Streptophyta; Magnoliopsida; Gentianales; Rubiaceae
Source: the annotation of a GenBank genome assembly
GAACAAUAGUAACAUAUUUACAUGUAUAUGGUAAUCAGACAUUAAUUUUGCAGGGGGGUAUUUAGUAUUCAUCACCACACACACACUGACUUGUAGUAGUUGCUAGUCUGUUUGGACUCACAGUACUUCAGUAUUCUGCCUUUCCCUAUUAAAGCAACUCCCACACAGAGAUCCAUUGAGCUCUUUCUCUCACACCCUUCAAAGAGUUCAAACAUCAAUUUUUGAUUCUUGAACCCAAGGAAAGAGUACUACUAUGGAGAAAGUGAAAAUGCAUUCUAGUGGUACUACAGAUCUGAAGAAGAUCAGAAACAGUAAUAACAUGAUGAGGGACUAUGGUAAGUUGUUGUCACCGUGGCCAGAAAGAAACUACAGAUGCAGCUUUUGCAAGAAAGAGUACAAGUCAGCUCAAGCUCUUGGGGGGCAUAUGAAUGUUCACAGGAGAGACAGGGCUAGAAUGAGGCUGUCUUCUCCUUCUUCAUCGGUCGUCGAAAACAGUACUCCUCUUGUCAUCAACACCACAAACCCUUACCCUAAUCACACCAUCGCCUCAUCUUCCUCUUCUGCUUCUCCUUCUUCUUCCUUAGCCUGCCAGUUGUCAUCGCCUUGUAAUAUGAUGACUCAGUACUGUCCCUUUUCUUCACCGUCUUCCGCCUCCAUUACAGAUGAAGAAAAGGUUGCCAUGGUUCCUCAGUUGUACUCACAACAUCCUCUAAUGAAAACAAGAGAUUUUGGGAUCGAUUUGAACAAAAGGGCUCCGGUUGUUGAACUUAGUGAGCAGCUACCGGCUGUUGUCAUGACAAAAAGAAACAGUUAUUCUCUGGUUUGGAUGAAGGAAGAGGAAAAAGAUGAUCAUCUGGACUUGGAGCUUAGGUUAGGUUUCUCUAGGUAGACAUUCAUCACCUUUAUAUUGUUUUUCUUUCAGACCAAGCUCGUUUUUUAACUUUUGCACUUCUGGGUAGUACUGUGUUUUGUUUAAUUAAGCUUCUUUGGUAAUGUCGUGCAUGGUUUCAUUCUCAUGAUGACCUCGAAUCCGUGGAGCAAGAAUAAAUUAAAUGCAAUAAUUGGGAUUUCGGAAUUGUUUGCGAU